CCCGAAGUUUAACUAUGGCUUUGGCAUACAGCAUUUCUCAAUGCCUCCUCUACAAAUACCAGUGCAAGCCUCUUGACAUAGUGAAAAUCAAGUUAUCUUCAGAUUCAGAUCGAACAAAACCAAAUAAAGUAUCUGAAAUCCAAGCAAAGAAGCGAUGCUUGAGGUGCAAAACCCUUUACCUUGAAGCAGAUAAUUCCCCUACAGCAUGCUCCUUCCACGGCCAUGCUACCGGAGAGAGAAAGGAUUUUGCGUUGGCUCCUCCACACCUGGGGAUUGAUGGAGGCUGGACUGACCGCUCUGGAGUCAUCGUGUACAAAUGGAAUGAAAAAAACAAUAGACCAAAUACUGGACGUGCCAAUUGGAAGAAGAGAUGGAGUUGCUGUCAAGAGUAUGAUGAAAAUACACCACCUUGUAGCCGUGGAUGGCAUGUCUCAUAUGAUGAUGGCUUCACUUUAUAUUAGAUUCCAUUUACUUUUAGUAUAAUACCACAUUGUAUAUUCAACAGCAUUUCAACUUGUGACAACUAGUAUGAUACUGACCCAAGUUGUGCUACUGUUAUGUAUCUUAUUGUUGAUAAGUGCCAGACUUUGGUUUGAUAGAAAAACUUGUGAGAUGCACUUUCUUCCUGUUCAGGGUGUUCAUCUUAGCUGCAUUUAGCUGAAAAUCGCAGACCACCUUUCAAGUGCACAGGUAUUAGAGCCAAUGUUUAAUUCUUUCAUAGCUGUGCAGAGCAUUUUGAUCUGAUUGAUCAAUAAAUUUGAAAGGUAGAGACUGGACAAGCUGCCAAAUGAAAUACUUGCAGGAGCCCUCUCAAGUUUGAAUGUUAGAAUCAGUUGAUCCACCGUGCUCGCCUUGCAUGUCAGAAGCAGAAUUGUAUGUAUUUGUACUGAAGCAACAGAAAAAUCUGCAGAAAAUUUGUCUCAACAAGUCAACAGAACAUCAUGGAAGAAAACUUGUCUUCCUGCUACAUAAAGUAGUAAACUUUUUAAUGUCUCUCAACUCAUAGCAAGGAGAUCGAAAUGAAGACCUUCGGUCCCAACAUGUAUCAUGUAAAUCUUUUUAAUUUUUUUUAGGUUUUCCGGUACAUGUGCGUCAUUGCUGUAUUACUUAAUUACUUGUGCAGAACAGCCUGGAGCACCAGAGUUGUGGUGUAUG
Durio zibethinus is the source of this 1155-nucleotide messenger RNA. RefSeq lists its product as uncharacterized. NCBI's taxonomy places the organism in Eukaryota, Viridiplantae, Streptophyta, Magnoliopsida, Malvales, Malvaceae. The record is from RefSeq and is a predicted model, not a curated record.